Molecule: messenger RNA, 2025 nt
Organism: Mercenaria mercenaria
Lineage: Eukaryota; Metazoa; Mollusca; Bivalvia; Venerida; Veneridae
Exons: 4
Coding region: 193-1422 (409 amino acids)
Source: RefSeq, a predicted model, not a curated record
CUGUAUAUAUGAAAGAAUACUAGUAACAGCGUAAAUAAUCACAUGCAUUGCCUACAUGUUUGUCGGUCUCUAUGAAAUGAUAAUCAUUACUAUCAACAAGUGGACGUACAUAUACUAUUAAGAAUCAUUGUUUAAUACAUUUGCUUAUCAGUUGUCUGAAUCAACGACAAAUAAUUAAGGAAUUUUGAUAAGAUGGAAUCCAAAAAUAUAAAACCGGAACAUAGAUUUCAGAUGUUUUCGUACUUCGAUGAGUUCUACAAGGCGUCGUUCUAUCACUUUAUUGUGAGCGCAGUAUGUGCUGCUCUAUCUGCCCUCGGCAUGGAGUUCUCGAGGGGUUCAGACGGGAACACAAUUGCUUACUAUAUCCCGGCAAUGGUCCUGGCUGGAAUCCAUUUCUUGCUCACUGUGAUUGCACUGGUGUUGUUUUGUGUAACGAGGAGAUAUUCACUCAAUGCACGGGCUAGUGGUAGUGUAGAAGCUCACAGAGACUACUCCGUAACGAAAUUUCUGUACUAUUUUAUGAAUAUAUGUUCCAUGCUUUGGAGUAUAAUUGGUGCGGCUAUAACCGGAAGUACGGUAGGGUGUACAGGAGGAUAUCGUAGCAAGUGUCAUUACACCGUGAAUAUAGGCAUCAAUCGCGCUAUUGCCAUUAUCAUCAUUGUUAUUCACGUCUUGAAUUUAAUCCCUACGUAUUUCAUAAUUACAACAUUUCGAAAACCUACAAGACAAGGAGCACCCAGUUUACUUCCUAAAACAACAACAAGAACACCAAAGAACCUGAAACAAUCCAAAAGUAUAAAUAAAGACAAAAAGUUAGGAAGGGAAGAGAAUAUGAAUGAAAAUAAACGAAAUCAAGGGAACAUACCAUCUCAACGUAUCAAAAUGAUGUCACAAAAAACUAAUAGAUCUAGAAGUUUGGAAAUGAACUCAUUAUCUCGUUUAGUUCACAGAAAUGACCGGUAUUAUGAUGAUUCAUUGAUAGCAAGGCGCGUCCCUCAAUGUCCCACAGUUCCAAACGACAUUCCUCCAAAUGACGUCAAACCGCUUCCUAAAAGAAACAAGAAAUUACUUCUUCCGGCUGUGAGCAAGGUGAUUGUGCAGUUGAACAGUAGAAGAAUUAAACCCAGAGACGAAACGAGUGGUGGAACUCCGGCGUUUGUUUUAGCAGAGUCAUCAUCUUGCAGCUCUAACGAGGAAGGUCUGCAAAUAGAAGUCAAGAGAAAACCGGAUGUGUCUCCUCCACGUUUGCCACCGCCAUCUUAUAAUGACGUCAUUUCCUCAGAAGCGGGCACCAAUCCAUAUUGGCUGCCGCCUUUAUCCGAUGAGUAUUCGGAAGCGCAUAGAUUGCCUGAAAAUAUGUAUGUCGGGGAUUCGUAUCCGGAUACCGAAUUAGUAGCCAUACAACCAUCGAAAUACACCUAAUGAAACCUCGACCUUUUUCUAUAUUGAAUGUCCAUUUAGUAAAAAUCUAUGUGCAUGACAACUUGCAAAUGCUAAAUAUUUAACAAUGUUAGCCUUUAAAAAGCAAAGGUUAUUGGUGCGAGAUGAAAGACACAGAAGAAUCAGAGAAACACACUUUGUCGGCCUUUAUUCUAUAAACUCGAAGUGCCGUUAUUUCUGUAAAUGUUAUAUAAAUCAAUGCAUAGAUCUAUAAAAACGCCACCAGCGGCACUGUAUCAAAGCUGCCUAUGACCUACAUUACGGAGACACACCUCCUUCACUGCGGUCGAGCACGUUCAUUAAUGAUGUGGGAAGCCGAUAAUGAAAGUUGCUUUUGAAAGUCCCAUUUCUAUUAGUCAUUUUUUAUACAAGUCAUACUGUUUUUAUGUUUCACUUUGUUUAAAACAAUAUUUAUUCCACAUAAUUGCAUUUGUUACAAUCAGGAAGGUCUAAUACGUAGCAGUUGUUCCAGUUACAAUGUUACAUAUAUCAACAUGGAGGACUGAGUAGGAAGCUAUCAGCUUUUUUAGAAACUCUCUCCCUAUACAUAAUUUAAUUUCAACGGUUACAAAAUAAAUCAUCUAU